This is a messenger RNA of Phragmites australis (common reed), 906 nucleotides long. RefSeq lists its product as uncharacterized. Bases 335 to 784 code for a protein of 149 amino acids. Lineage: Eukaryota; Viridiplantae; Streptophyta; Magnoliopsida; Poales; Poaceae. The record is from RefSeq and is a predicted model, not a curated record. The transcript has a single exon.
CAACCCGCGUGCCCGCGUGCUGCUCCCUUCGUCUCCACGCGCGGUCGCGCACUGCUGCAGGAACUUGCCCGGCCGGCCACCGUCUGUUCCUUUCCUUUCCCAAGAGGCCAAGGCCACAAGGCCUAUAUAAUAGCUACGAUACAACGAGUCGCUUCCCCAGGUUGCACAACCGAUUCGAUUCCUCCCUUCGCGUCUACUCCAAAUCAAGUUCGCCGCACUCCCGGCCCGGUUCUUCUCAACCGCCGCUUGCCUAACCGAUCAGACCACGCGCGCCCAUUUCCUUCUUGGUUUCUUCUCAGAUAUACUCUUGGUCGUCCUUGGAUUGGCCAACAUAAUGCCACUCGCGAGCUGUAAGUUCUCCGCCGUCCGCCUGUGUGGAGCCACGCUCCGGCGGCCGACGGCGCUGGUCAAGAAACCGGCAGCGUCGCUCGCUGUGCGUUGCUCAUCCCGCCCCGACGACGCGGAGUUCAGUUGCGGCGGCGGGAGGCUGGUGGACGAGGGCAUGGUCGUCCUGCGGCGGCGCAUCCACGAGAUGAAGGCCGCGGAGACCAACUGGGAGCCGCCCGCGGAGUGGGCGGCGUGGGAGGAGGAAUGGUACGGCAGCUACGACGCCGACGUCUGCGACCUCUUCAGCGCGCUGCAGGCCUUCCUCGCGAGCUCCCGCCCCGGCGUCGGCGUGGGGCUCGUCGUCCUGCUCAUGCUCGCCGUGCCCACAUCUGCAUUCGUCCUCGUCUCCCACCUCCUCAACGCGUCGCGGGCGAUCGUCUCCAAUCUGCAGCAGUGAUGGAACUUGCUAAAUGAUCUCUAUUCUUCUGUUCCACAUUGUCCGUCCGUAGAUGGCUGUAUUGGAAGUCAUACAUGUAAUAAUGCUACUGAAACUGAUUGAAAAAAAAAAUCAUUAAUCUA